AUGCUGUACGAGGAUCCAGAUUUCUUGAGGAAUGUGUGGUUCUUCGACGAAAGUCACAUUCACUUGGACGGCUACAACAAUCGCCAGACAACACGCUUCCUUGGUUUUGAGCGGAGAAAUAAACUCACAGAUGACAACAAGCGCCACACCACCUCACAUCAGACCAUACCACACUACACCACACCAUAUUACACUACACCACUCCGCGCCACACCACAUCACACCACACCACAUCACACCACAUCACACCACACAAUAUUACACUACACCACUCCGCGCCACACCACAUCACAUCACACCACACCACGUAGUGCCACACCACAUCACAUCAGACCAUACCACACUACACAUCACACCACACCAUAUUACACCACACCACAUAGCGCCACACCACAUCACACCACACAAUAUUACACUACACCACUCCGCGCCAUAACACAUCACACCACACCACAUAGUGCCACAUCACAUCACACCACACCACGUAGUACCACACCACAUCACAUCACACCAUACCACACUACACAUCACACCACACCAUAUUACACCACACCACACCAUAUUACACUACACCACAUAGCGCCACACCACAUCACAUCACACCACACAAUAUUACACUACACCACUCCGCGCCAUACAUCACGUGACGUGCGUUAA
Cryptotermes secundus is the source of this 657-nucleotide messenger RNA. RefSeq names its product histidine-rich glycoprotein-like. Lineage: Eukaryota; Metazoa; Arthropoda; Insecta; Blattodea; Kalotermitidae. The transcript is spliced from 3 exons. The coding region runs from base 1 to 657 and encodes 218 amino acids. The record is from RefSeq and is a predicted model, not a curated record.